AUGAUUGCAGGAGAGAAGUCUCUUGCAGACUCGCCGAAGGAGCAACGACCCCGGAAACUCUCAGGCAAAAGGACUGUAAUCAUUGUAAAACCUCUGGAGAGAAGUGUUACCUCUGCCUAUGAACUUGCUCAAUUAGGUUAUCAAGUUACUGUUAUUGAUAAACAUUUAUUUCCUGCUAUGGAAACAUCAUUUGCCAAUGGUGGACAAUUGUCUGCGUGUAAUGCUGAAGUGUGGAAUCAAAAAUCCACCGUGUUAAAAGGCAUCAAAUGGAUGGCAAAAAAAAAUGCACCAUUAUUGCUCAAUCCGUCUUUUGAUUUGCACAAGUAUGCAUGGCUGGUCGAAUUUCUUGGCAACAUCAAACACUAUGAAGAAAAUACUCAAAAUACAGUGAAAAUGGCACUUUUAGCACGUCAAAGGCUAUUUAAUAUUGCUGAACAAGAAGGCAUUGAUUUUGACUUGGAAAAACGAGGCAUCUUGCAUUUCUAUCAUUCUGAAUAUGAUUAUAAAGUUGCAACUAGUGUAAAUGAAUUGCUAUGUAAAGGUGGUCUAGAACGCCAUGCAGUGACCAAUGAAGAAAUUAAAUCCAUCGAACCGAGUUUAAUGGGUGAAUACUAUGGUGGUUUUUAUUGCCCAGGUGAUGCAACUGGUGAUAUCCAUAAAUUUACUACUGGACUUGCCAAAGCCACUGAAAAAUAUGGGGUAAAAUAUUUAUUUGGUAUGGAAGUUGUUGAUGUAGAGCACACAGCCAACGGGGUGAAUAUUAAAUACCACUCAAGUGUUGAAAACAUGGAAGGCAGCUCAGUAGCAAUCGAACAACUCAGUGCAGAUGCCGUGGUGAUUUGUGGCGGUGUUGGCAGUUAUCAAUUGGCCAAUCAAUUGGGCGAUCGUGUGAAUGUUUAUCCUGUAAAAGGCUAUUCAAUCACCGUACAAUUGGAUGAUGAAAAAAGUAUCAAUGGCGCACCUUGGGUCAGCUUGCUCGAUGAAAGUGCGAAAAUCGUCACGUCACGAUUAGGUGCCAAUCGUUUACGUAUUGCAGGAACCGCUGAAUUUAAUGGCUAUAAUCGAGAUAUCCGCUCAGAUCGUAUCCAACCUUUAACAGAUUGGGUUAAUAAGAAUUUCGAUAUUUCAACCGAGCAUUGUAUCCCGUGGGCGGGAUUACGUCCGAUGAUGCCGAAUAUGAUGCCUGUGGUAAAACGUGGAAAACGUGAACGGGUAUUUUAUAAUACAGGGCAUGGACAUUUAGGCUGGACGUUGUCUGCUGCAACAGCUGUGAUGAUUAGUCAGGAAAUUGCAAGCUCGCAUCCGAUUUAA
Molecule: messenger RNA, 1311 nt
Organism: Oppiella nova
Lineage: Eukaryota; Metazoa; Arthropoda; Arachnida; Sarcoptiformes; Oppiidae
Source: the annotation of a GenBank genome assembly